AUGGAAGAUGCAGUGACACAUCUGCAGGUGCAGGAGGGAGUGGGAAGUCAGGGUAGAAAUAUCUCAGAGGAGCUGGAGAAGGAGGAGGAGGAAGAGAGGGAGUGGCAGGAAGUGGGCAAAUGGAAGGAGAAAAAGUUGCAGAUGAAGUACUAUGUGUGGCCUCGCUUUGAGCUGUAUCCCGACUCUGAGGAGCGUGAGGAUGAUCACCUGAGUAUUGUGACCUUGGAAGAGGCACCGUUUGUCAUCGUGGAGAAUGUGGACCCCCUAAGUGGCACCUGCAUGAGGAACACAGUCCCUUGCCAAAAACGCAUAGUGACCGAGAACAAAACUGAUGAGGAGCCAGAUUACAUGAAGAAAUGUUGCAAGGGAUUCUGCAUUGACAUCCUCAAGAAAAUCUCAAAGUCUGUCAAGUUCACCUAUGACCUCUACUUGGUGACUAACGGCAAGCAUGGGAAAAAGAUCAAUGGGACAUGGAAUGGAAUGAUUGGAGAGGUCGUCACGAAACGGGCCUAUAUGGCUGUGGGAUCCCUGACCAUUAAUGAGGAGCGUUCAGAAGUGGUGGAUUUCUCUGUACCCUUCAUUGAGACGGGAAUCAGCGUCAUGGUGUCACGUAGCAAUGGAACUGUCUCACCUUCUGCCUUCUUAGAGCCUUUCAGUGCUGACGUAUGGGUGAUGAUGUUUGUGAUGCUGCUUAUCAUCUCUGCAGUGGCUGUCUUCGUCUUUGAGUACUUCAGCCCUGUGGGCUAUAAUCGGUGCCUUGCUGAUGGCAGAGAGCCUGGAGGUCCCUCUUUCACCAUUGGCAAAGCUAUCUGGUUGCUGUGGGGGCUGGUGUUCAACAACUCUGUGCCAGUGCAGAAUCCCAAGGGUACCACUAGCAAGAUCAUGGUGUCGGUGUGGGCCUUCUUCGCUGUCAUCUUUCUGGCCAGCUACACUGCCAACCUGGCUGCCUUCAUGAUCCAAGAGGAAUAUGUGGACCAGGUGUCUGGCUUGAGCGACAAAAAGUUCCAGAAACCAAAUGACUUCUCCCCACCUUUCCGCUUUGGGACGGUUCCCAAUGGCAGCACAGAAAGGAACAUUCGCAACAACUACCCUGAAAUGCACAGCUACAUGGUGAAGUUCAAUCAGAGGGGGGUGGAUGAUGCACUGUUCUCACUGAAGACUGGGAAGUUGGAUGCUUUCAUUUAUGAUGCAGCAGUGCUAAACUACAUGGCUGGCAGAGAUGAAGGCUGCAAGCUGGUGACAAUUGGGAGUGGGAAAGUGUUUGCCUCUACUGGCUAUGGCAUUGCCAUCCAAAAGGACUCGGGCUGGAAGCGUCAGGUUGAUCUUGCCAUUCUACAGCUCUUUGGAGAUGGGGAGAUGGAGGAGCUGGAAGCGCUGUGGCUUACUGGCAUUUGUCACAAUGAGAAGAAUGAGGUUAUGAGCAGCCAGCUGGAUAUAGAUAACAUGGCAGGUGUCUUCUACAUGCUGGGAGCAGCCAUGGCCCUCAGUCUCAUCACCUUCAUUUGCGAGCACCUCUUCUACUGGCAGUUCCGACACUGCUUCAUGGGUGUCUGCUCUGGCAAGCCCGGUGUGGUCUUCUCCAUCAGCAGGGGCAUCUACAGCUGCAUCCACGGCGUGGCUAUCGAGGAACGCCAGUCAGCAAUGAAUUCCCCCACGGCGACUAUGAACAACACCCAUUCCAACAUCCUCCGCCUCCUUCGGACAGCCAAGAACAUGGCCAACCUGUCAGGGGUCAAUGGCUCACCACAGAGUGCCCUGGACUUUAUCCGUCGUGAGUCUUCAGUCUAUGAUAUCUCUGAGCACCGCCGCAGCUUCACCCACUCAGACUGUAAGUCCUACAACAACCCCCCCUGUGAGGAGAACCUCUUUAGUGACUAUAUUAGUGAGGUGGAAAGGACCUUUGGCAACCUCCAGCUGAAGGACAGCAACGUGUAUCAGGACCACUACCACCACCACCACCGCCCCCACAGCAUUGGCAGCACCAGCUCCAUCGACGGGCUCUAUGACUGUGACAACCCACCCUUCAAUGCCCAGUCGCGGUCCAUUGGGAAGAAGCCCUUGGACCUGGGGUUACCCCCUGCUAAGCACAGCCAGCUGGGUGACCUUUACGGCAAGUUCUCCUUCAAGAGUGACCGCUAUGGGGGCAGUGGGGCCCAUGAUGACCUGAUCCGCUCAGACGUCUCUGACAUUUCCACUCACACAGUCACCUAUGGCAACAUCGAGGGCAAUGCGGCCAAGAGGCGGAAGCAGCAGUACAAGGACAGCCUGAAGAAGCGCCCGGCCUCCGCCAAGUCCCGGCGGGAGUUUGACGAGAUAGAGCUGGCCUACCGCCGGCGCCCACCCCGCUCACCCGACCAUAAGCGCUACUUCAGGGACAAGGAAGGGCUACGGGACUUCUACCUGGACCAGUUUCGGGCCAAGGAGAACUCUCCACACUGGGAACAUGUGGACCUGACGGAUAUCUACAAAGAGCGGGGAGAUGAGUUUAAGCGUGACACGGGAGGAGGAGGGGGUGGAUCCUGCACCAACAGGGCCCACCACAAGCAUGGCUCGGGCGAGUUUGGCGGAGGCAACGAGCACAAGCAUGGUGUUGUGAGCGGGGUCCCGGCGCCAUGGGAGAAGAACCUGACCAACCUAGACUGGGAGGACCGGAGCGGGACUAAUUUCUGCCGCAGUUGCCCUUCUAAGCUGCACAACUACACACCGUCGGUGGUGGGGCAGAACUCCACUCGCCAGGCCUGCAUCCGCUGCGAGGCCUGCAAGAAAGCGGGCAACCUGUAUGACAUCAGUGAGGAUAACUCGCUCCAAGAGCUGGACCAGCCACCUGCCCCCGUGCCCGUGGCCACUAGUGCCACCUCCUCCUCCAAAUAUCCUCAGAGCCCUUCCAAUUCUGCCUCCAAGGUGCAGAAGAAGAACCGCAACAAGCUUCGCCGGCAGCACUCCUACGACACCUUUGUGGACCUGCAGAAGGAUGACUCGGCCCUGGCCCCCCGCAGUGUCAGCCUCAAGGACAAGGGCCGAUUUUUGGAGGGAAGCCCCUAUGCCCACAUGUUUGAGAUGCCAGCCAGUGAGACCACCUUUGCCAACAACAAGUCCUCAGUGCCCGCCACCAGCUACCACCACCACAACAACCCUGGCAGCAGUGGGGGCUACAUGCUCAGCAAGUCACUCUACCCCGACCGGGUCACCCAAAACCCUUUCAUCCCCACUUUUGGGGAUGACCAAUGCUUGCUCCACGGCAGCAAAUCUUAUUUCUUCAGGCAGCCUGUGGUGGCAGGAGGGCCCAAAGCCAGGCCAGACUUCCGAGCCAUCGUCACCACCAACAAGCCGGUGGUCUCAGCCCUUCAUGGGGCUGUGCCAGCCCGUUUCCAGAAGGACAUCUGUAUAGGGAACCAGUCCAACCCCUGUGUGCCUAACAACAAAAACCCCAGGGCUUUCAAUGGCUCCAGCAACGGGCAUGUUUAUGAGAAACUCUCCAGUAUUGAGUCUGAUGUUUGA
Molecule: messenger RNA, 3498 nt
Organism: Pterocles gutturalis (yellow-throated sandgrouse)
Lineage: Eukaryota; Metazoa; Chordata; Aves; Pterocliformes; Pteroclidae
Gene: GRIN2B
Product: glutamate receptor, ionotropic, N-methyl D-aspartate 2B
Exons: 11
Coding region: 1-3498 (1165 amino acids)
Biological process (GO): synaptic transmission, glutamatergic; long-term synaptic potentiation; excitatory postsynaptic potential
Cellular component (GO): NMDA selective glutamate receptor complex; postsynaptic density membrane; postsynaptic membrane
Molecular function (GO): transmitter-gated monoatomic ion channel activity involved in regulation of postsynaptic membrane potential; NMDA glutamate receptor activity
Source: RefSeq, a predicted model, not a curated record